This is a messenger RNA of Owenia fusiformis, 2223 nucleotides long. The record is from the annotation of a GenBank genome assembly. Lineage: Eukaryota; Metazoa; Annelida; Polychaeta; Sabellida; Oweniidae.
AAUGAACCGAAUUAAAAGUUAUCAAAAUGGCGUCUACCAUGACCGCGCUGAGUGUUGGUGGUGAAAGAACCACUGGCCAGACUAUAAGGACGCAAAAUGUUAUGGCAGCAUCAUCUAUUUCAAACAUUGUGAAAACUAGUUUAGGACCAGUUGGUCUCGACAAAAUGCUGGUAGAUGACGUUGGAGAUGUGACUAUCACAAAUGAUGGAGCUACAAUAUUGAAAUUGUUAGAAGUUGAACAUGCAGCUGCCAAAGUUCUAGUUGAGCUUGCAGAUCUCCAGGACCAGGAGGUUGGAGAUGGUACCACUUCAGUGGUUAUCAUUGCAGCCGAGUUGUUGAAGAAUGCAGAUGAAUUAGUAAAGUGUAAAAUACAUCCAACAUCAGUAAUCAGUGGCUUCAGAUUAGCUUGCAAGGAGGCAGUAAAGUACAUCCAAGAGCAUCUUACAAUCAGCACAGAUGAUCUAGACAAGAACUGCAUUAUCAAUUGUGCCAAAACUAGCAUGUCCAGCAAAAUUAUUGGAGCAGACUCGGAGUUCUUUUCAGCCAUGGUGGUCGAUGCAGCAAAUGCUAUCAAAAUGGCUGAUGGCAAGGGAGGUUACAGGUAUCCCAUUAAGGCAGUGAAUGUACUCAAGGCGCAUGGGAAAAGUUCCAGAGAGAGUAUCUUGGUCAAUGGAUAUGCAUUGAACUGCACAGUUGCUGCCCAGGUUGGCAUGCCCAAGAAGGUUGCUAAUGCUAAGAUAGCAUGUCUAGACUUCAGUCUGCAGAAAGCUAAGAUGAAAAUGGGAGUGCAGAUGCUAGUGGAAGACCCCACAAAGCUCGAUGACAUGAGACAAAGAGAGUUUGACAUCACAAAAGAAAGAAUCCAGAAGAUUCUUGCCGCAGGAGCCAAUGUCAUUCUUACUACAGGGGGCAUUGAUGAUCUAUGUCUCAAGUACUUUGUAGAGGGUGGAGCCAUGGCUGUGAGAAGAUGCAAGAAAGUUGAUCUCAAGAGAAUUGCCAAAGCAUGUGGAGGCCAGUUAGUGUUGACCAUGGCCAACCUUGAAGGUGAGGAAUCCUUUGAACCCUCCAUGUUGGGGCAGGCUGAUGAAGUAGAACAAGUCAGAAUUUGUGAUGAUGAACUCAUACUUGUAAAAGGGUCAAAGGCUCGCACAGCAGCAUCUAUUAUUCUGCGUGGUGCCAAUGACUUCAUGGUUGAUGAGAUGGAGAGAUCUGUACAUGAUGCCCUCUGUGUUGUAAAGAGAGUCCUUGAAUCCAAAUCUGUAGUCCCCGGAGGUGGCGCUGUAGAAGCCGCUCUCUCUAUAUAUCUAGAAAAUUUUGCAACAUCCUUGAGUUCAAGAGAACAGCUUGCUAUUGCAGAGUUUGCCCACUCUCUAUUAGUAAUCCCCAAACAGCUGGCUGUAAAUGCUGCCCAGGAUGCCUCCGAUCUUGUUGCCAAACUCAGGGCAUACCAUAAUAAAUCUCAAACAUCUUCAGAGCAUAAAGAUCUAAAAUGGAUUGGCCUAGACCUCUAUGAAGGAACAGUUAGGGACAACAAAGCAGCAGGAGUCUUUGAGCCUGCAAUCUCCAAAGUUAAGAGUUUGAAAUUUGCCACUGAAGCCGCUAUUACUAUAUUACGUAUAGAUGAUAUGAUCAAGCUAGCUCCAGAACAGAAGGAAGGAGGAGGAUAUCAAGAGGCUCUCAGAUCAGGACAGCUAGGAUAACUUAAUUUAUGAGAAUUAUAUGUUGCUGGCGAAUACAUGUAAAGUGUCUGCAUGUUAUAUGAGGCAUUCAGAUGCACCUGUUGGAUCAUAAUGCUGAACGUGAUAAUACUCCACCUUAAACUUUAUAACACUGAAUGCAGACUCUGAUUUAGAUGAUGAUGAAUUUGAGAUCAGUUAGGAACUGACUUGAUUCUAAAAAUCAUGAAGGUUUUGAUAUUUGUAAUAAUAGCUGAAAUUACCUAAAUUUCUGCUAGGACCCUGUAUUAUUAUAUAUCCCCACACUAACUAAACAUGUGUUUUAAAUUAUUAAGAAAAUGUAAUAGAUCUUGAAUGUUGUGCUGUGUCACACAAUAUUGUGUGAUGAUGUAUUGACUUCAACCUAGGCUGUUCCUUUCACAAAAUGUAUCUAAAAUGUCCUGAUCUGUAACACUGCAUCAAAUUAUAAGUAUAAUGUUUGCAGUGUAUUUUGUUUUGUGUACAAUUUUAUAUGAAUAUGAAAAUAUAAACUGUAAAUUAUGAUUGA